AACGUCUACAUCGUAGACCUGGACAGACACAUGGACUUUGUCUUUUGGAUUAUCAACAUAUUAUUAGGAAUCUUUCCAUUCUCCACUUGCUGCAUACAUAUGUGCCUUCAAUGGACUUUUAGACAAGACAUAUUACAGAUCAUUUGCAAGGUUGAUGAACUCAAACUGCCAGUUUACAUACACAACAACUUCGGAAUGGAGAUUGCAAGAUGUAGUACUCCUUUUCCGUUUCCUUUAUGCACAGCCGCUUACAAUAAUACGAUUGUUCGACAAAACGUAAACACAAACGAAACAAUAGUGUUUAUAAGAGGAAACAUAGAUCAAAGUAUCAACGGUAACUGGUCAUGUCGUCAUGGGUUUGGGAGAAACAAGUAUAAGGCUUACACUGACAUAAAAGUCCUCAGAUUAAAAGAACAAACUAAAGAAGCGGGAACUGAUGAGUUACGCUGUCUGAAAGAAAUAGCCUUCUAUACCAUGACAGGAAUCGUCAUUUCAGUAGUCAUGUUCGCCAUGUGUUUUUUUUUUAAAUGUAAAUGUAGAUCUACAGAAAAAAAAAGAGACAACUUCCACAAAGUACAUUUAUAUUUGAAAGAGGUAGACACAUGUUUUGAAUCAAAGAGAUGUCGAAAAUAUUCAGUCAUCAAUAUCAAAAUUGUUUUUUACAUUAGCUUCGUACUAUCGGUGCUAGUAUCAGGUGUGUUCAUAGGUGUUUUUGAAAAAGAGUCAUGCCAAGGAUCGUUUGGUUUCACUAUCUUAGGAAUAAUACUGUGCCUAACUCUUUUAAUCCUGUUUCUCAGAAUUAAAGCUGAUUACGACACAGAGGAAAUUGGUGAUGAUGUCCUAGAAGAAAAUAAUCCAAUUAAUGAGGAGUCAAAUGUGUUAGUUGAUGCAGAAGCAAAUUUGUUCGUUACAGCAGAGGCAAGUGGUGAAGUUGGCGACGGAAACAAUAGUGAUAUUGACGAAGGAGCAAAUGGUUGGAAAGAAUAAGCAGCAAUCUAUUCCGACUGAGAGAUUGAUUACUCAAAAGAACUUGCAGUUUCAAUGGAUAAAAACAAAGGGAUAUCCUCUCAGGCAAUCAUUCGUUCGCCUGAUGUCAAAAGGUCAAUUUUUGGAUGGAUUUGAAGAAAACUUAUAGCACCAGUGUCAUUAAUGAUAAUUGUUUUCAUGCAAUGUGUUCAAAAGUCCGUUCAUAGCAUAAUGAUCAAUGUAAAGC
Mytilus trossulus (common blue mussel) is the source of this 1213-nucleotide messenger RNA. RefSeq lists its product as uncharacterized. The transcript has 9 exons. The coding region runs from base 31 to 987 and encodes 318 amino acids. The record is from RefSeq and is a predicted model, not a curated record. Lineage: Eukaryota; Metazoa; Mollusca; Bivalvia; Mytilida; Mytilidae.